AUGCGAUGUGGCCGGCGUGGAGAUGAGGGCUGGGCGUGGCAGUUGGAAGUGGGACCUAUGGACCCCGUUGAAGGUUUCGAGCUGUCGCUUCCAAAGGAAAUUGCACCAACCAUCGAGCGUGCGGACGUUGGCAAGAUUGUCGAAGGAACAGCAUGCGCAAAAUUCAACAUUUUGUUUGCACAGGAGGACCUACAGAGCCUUGAUCUGAUGCGUCUUCACGGCAGCACGCAGCGCUUACGAAAAGCCAUUGAGGACUCCACCACCAAAAUACAGGUGCCAUUUGUGCCAGCAAUGAGCUCAGACGCGGAAGACGUCGUUGGCUGGUUGCGAAGGUCGUGUGCGAAGAGGGAGGUUGUUGUUUCACGGCUCAGCGUUGACUCGGCGCUCCGUACGCUUUUUCGGGACACCGCCAACCCACAACUCCUCAUCGUCCGUCUCCCAUCUGCAGGCCACGCGGCUCCGUCCGACGGCAGCCCGCGUGACAUCAGCACCCGCGCUGCCGUCAUGGAUAAGAACGACGAGUUCAUCAGCUCCGUGCUGGACGAGGUCAAGAAAGUCGCGGGUGACGACUGGACAGCCGUGUUGACGGGACUGCAGUUGUCCGAGGCUGCCCUCUCUCUUCAAAGACGCAGCGCAACCCAACCCGCCCACCCCCUCCUCUCCGCACGCGCCGCAACCAACUGGACCGCGAUCCCCUACAGCAAACGCCCCAUCUUCCAGAAAUACGUCUUCUUCAGCCCCGGCCUGUUCAUGUGCAUCACCGCCAUGAUCCCUAUUGUUGUUGUGGCGCUGCUGGGUGUCAGGAUUCUGAUGAGUAUUCAGACCCCGAGUCGGUUUGAGGGCGGGAAGAAGGAUAAGUGA
Fimicolochytrium jonesii is the source of this 861-nucleotide messenger RNA. RefSeq lists its product as uncharacterized. Gene Ontology annotation, cellular component: endoplasmic reticulum membrane. The record is from RefSeq and is a predicted model, not a curated record. The transcript has 5 exons. NCBI's taxonomy places the organism in Eukaryota, Fungi, Chytridiomycota, Chytridiomycetes, Spizellomycetales, Powellomycetaceae. Gene Ontology annotation, biological process: (1->6)-beta-D-glucan biosynthetic process; fungal-type cell wall biogenesis. The coding region runs from base 1 to 861 and encodes 286 amino acids.